This is a messenger RNA of Acomys russatus (golden spiny mouse), 3513 nucleotides long. RefSeq names its product ring finger protein 6 (gene Rnf6). Gene Ontology annotation, cellular component: cytoplasm; nucleoplasm. Gene Ontology annotation, biological process: ubiquitin-dependent protein catabolic process; protein ubiquitination; positive regulation of DNA-templated transcription. Lineage: Eukaryota; Metazoa; Chordata; Mammalia; Rodentia; Muridae. The record is from RefSeq and is a predicted model, not a curated record. The coding region runs from base 336 to 2357 and encodes 673 amino acids. The transcript has 5 exons. Gene Ontology annotation, molecular function: ubiquitin protein ligase activity.
CGGCGAGCCUCCGCGCGACGGUGGCGUGCCUUAGUUCUCCUAUGCCCGUGAGACAAGGCCCGACACCGGACGCUCUUCUCUCCUGGGUUUCUCUCCGGCGGGUCGGCCCCAAGCAGCGGCAGAGAUUCUGAGCUUCACGCCUCAGCGCAAGAUUAGAGGGCGUAGCGGCCCUCGAAGGCUCGGCGGCAGAGCCUUCCGCCUCCUCACCUCCAGGGAGAGGACAACCGCGGGUCACCCCGCUGGAGAUGAGCAGCUCUCAAAAAAGGCACAAACAACAGAAGAAUGGACACAGUCUCAUAUGUUAAAACAAUGUUAAAAGGAAAAUAAGUCUCAGCAUGAAUCCAUCUAGACCUACGCUGGGUGGUAGUGGAGAAGAAGUCUCAUUUCAAGAGAAUGAGAGAAGAUGGCAGCAAGAGCGGCUCCACAGAGAAGAAGCCUAUUAUCAGUUUAUUAACGAGCUCAAUGAUGAAGAUUACCGGCUAAUGAGAGACCAUAAUCUUUUAGGCACCCCUGGAGAAAUGACAUCAGAGGAGCUACAGCAGCGCUUAGAUAGAGCGAAGGAACAACUGGCAUCCCCGCCUGGCUCUGAGGGUGGGGCAAGGGAUGGAGACCCUGCAAACCUUAGAGAAAAUCCAGAUGAAGAUUCUCUGCUACGAUGGCUGAACACUUUUCGGCGCACUGGAAAUGUGACUCGAAGUGGACAGAACGGGAACCAAAGUUGGAGGGCUGUGAGUCGAACAAACCCAGAUAGUGGAGAAUUUGGGUUUAGCCUGGAGAUCCACAUAAAUCCUGACAACAGAGGAUCUGAAACUCAUGGGGAGGGUCAGACGGACAGUCCUUUGUCGGGUGUCAGCAGAGCGCAUAGGCAGCAAAGGUCACCUAGCCCUGUGGCUAGGCGAACGAGAAGCCAAACCUCUGUGAGUCCCAAUGGCAGUGUCUCCCGCCGUCCAAGGGGUAGGCGUGGUGCAAGGGGGCAGGGCUCUGCACAAGGCCGGUUCUCAGAACUGGGAAGGUUUAGAAAUGGAAUCGGAGCAUCACUUGGCAUUCCCAGAGUUAGUGCCCCUCGCACUGGUGCCAUCAACACCCGUAUAAACCAGUCAGAUGGCAAUAACCUCAGGCAGAGCACACGGCAGCGGUUUGGAGCGGCACACAUUUGGGAAAACGGGGCUAGAAGUAACGUUACAGUGAGGAACACAAACCAAAGACUAGAGCCAAUAAGAUUACGUCCGGCUUUAAGCAGUAGAAGCCGGUCCCCAGUUCAGAGACAGAAUGCUACUGUUGAUCAUAAUCCCCAAAGGCAGAGUAGAUCGCUACAGCAAGCUGGUAGAAGCAGGUCUGGUAGGCAGAGAGGGGUAACUCGAGUCAUCUUAGAACAAGGUCCAGAGCGCAGAGGUACUGACUAUGCCCCACUGUCCAACUCGAGGCUUGUGUCAAGAAUAACUGUAGAAGAAGGAGACUCCAGCAGGUCCUCAGCGGCCACCCAGCGCCAUCCGGCAAUCACACUAGACCUGCAAGUCAGGAGGAUCCGUCCUGGAGAAACUAGAGACAGGGAUAGCAUUGCAAAUAGAACCCGAUCCAGGGCAGGGCUGGUGGAGAGUACAGUUGAAAGCAACAGUGGGGGCUUUCACAGAACUAUAUCUCACUUAGAGCGGUCAGGUGUCCGCACCUAUGUGAGUACCAUAACAGUUCCUCUUCGAAGGAUUUCUGAGAAUGAGGUGGUUGAGCCAUCCUCUGUGGCCCUUCGGUCAAUUUUAAGGCAGAUCAUGACUGGGUUUGGAGAGCUGAGUUCUCUAAUGGAGGGGGAGGCUGAGUCAGAGAACCAGAGACAUGGUCAGCGUUUACCAGAGCUCUACCUAGAGCUGGACAACGUAGCUGCAGUUAAUGACAGCAGUCAGCAGGGUAGCAGUUCCUCACAAGCCGGGCGGGCCCGAGAAGACACUGCGGAAACGCUGGCUGGCCGUGAGCCUGCCGCAGCCCAGGCCCACAACAGUGGCAGCAGAAGCAGAAGGCAGUUAGGAAGGGCAGACAACGCGCUGGAGGCUGGAACGUUACCCAUUCUGCGCCUUGCUCAUUUCUUCUUACUGAAUGAAGGCGAUGAUGAUCCAAUUCGUGGUUUAACCAAAGAGCAGAUUGACAAUCUUUCUACACGGAGCUAUGAGCAAAGCGGGGCUGACAGUGAGUUAGGGAAAGUGUGCAGUGUGUGCAUCAGCGGCUAUGUGGCUGGGAACAAGCUCCGGCAGCUGCCGUGUCUGCACGAGUUCCACAUUCACUGCAUUGACCGCUGGCUGUCAGAGAACUGCACCUGUCCUGUCUGUCGGCGGCCAGUCUUAGAGUUUGGAGCUGUAAACAGUGGCUGAACUGAGCUCUGCUCAGUGCUGUCUGUAUGUUACUGGAGCCUCAUAGUCAAACACAUUUCUUGAGUUACUUGUGAUUAGGUAACCAAGAUGAAAAACCUAUCAGAUUAUAGUUUGCACUAUUUUUUGUGUGCUUUUUAAAAAACUUGUUACAAAGAGGUUGUUUAUAUAAAAUUUAAAAUGCAGAUGUUAAAUUAUCCAAAAGUAAAGAAUAGUUAAUGUUGCUAGAACCAAAUAACCUUUAAAAUGUUUUUAUUUUGGUAAUUUUGUCAUGCUAAGCACUUUUGUACCUGCGCAACUGAGUAUGUUAGGAAUCUUGACUGUUUCUCUGAAUACUGCAGUAGGCUUUGCUGGGACUUUUCAGUUUCAGCUCAGCGCUGUGUUUAGGCGCUACUGUCUAAGUCUUUGGUGACAGGCUGAACGUCUGCUAGAUAGGCUUACUUGAAAUGGUAACUCGUAGCACACUGUAUGUGUGGGUGCAGGUAUGUAACUAUGGUGAACAUGUCCAGGCUAAAAACUACAAGUUUGAGACUUCAGCUUCGGGGCUUAGACCACAUACUGGCACAGUGUCAACACUGGCAAGACCAUCUCGAAGAGGAAGUGAAUUAAGAGACAGUUUUAAGUAGAGGCUGUUUACUGAAGCGUGUCUGACAAUCUGACUUACUAGAACUAGCGAUAUGUAAUAAUGAACUCGGUAUUUCUUUAUUCAUAAAUGGAAUGUGGAAAAUUUUAUGACAGAUAGUUUAAGUUUGUCUUUCUGUGACUUUUUUUAGAAGUACAAACACUUCUUGGGGUUAGGUAGGGUUUACAGCAUGCUUGAUUUCUCAAAUUUAGUUUUAAAAUAUAAAAUACUUUAAAGUCUAUUAAGUAGUGAAAUGCAUAGAAAGUAUGUUAGUUUGGAUGCCAAAAAGCUCCAAAUAGAAUGAAAGCCUUUAAAGAACACAGAGUUUAUAUAAACAUAAAGUGUGCAUUAAAGUCUAUUUCUACCUGUAAACGUUAAAGACUGUGUGAACUCAUUUCCCUCUGCUGUUCCACUGUGGCUUACUCACCUCCAGAUACUUAGUCCACACUAGGUGGCAAGUGCGGUGGCAGAGUUCGCUAGGUGACAAGCAGACCAACUCCCUGUCUUCAUGGAAAAGACAUUUGCUCGUAAAAGGAA